Messenger RNA from Fundulus heteroclitus (mummichog), 2466 nucleotides. It is a transcript of the gene zdhhc21, whose product is annotated as zinc finger DHHC-type palmitoyltransferase 21. Gene Ontology annotation, molecular function: protein-cysteine S-palmitoyltransferase activity. The record is from RefSeq and is a predicted model, not a curated record. Gene Ontology annotation, biological process: protein targeting to membrane; peptidyl-L-cysteine S-palmitoylation. Gene Ontology annotation, cellular component: Golgi apparatus; endoplasmic reticulum. The transcript has 8 exons. Lineage: Eukaryota; Metazoa; Chordata; Actinopteri; Cyprinodontiformes; Fundulidae. Bases 128 to 925 code for a protein of 265 amino acids.
UGUUGUUGCCCUUAACCAGUUCCGGUCCAGCCCCCGCUGAGGGUUCGGAUGAGGAAGUAACCGCGGCGCUCGCCAGGACGGCGUCACAUUUUAAAAAGCGCAGAGGACCCAUCGAGCGGCGGCGGCCAUGAAGCUUCGACUCCACUUCGUGGUGGAUCCCAUGGGCUGGCUCUGCAUCAGCGUGGUGUUCGGGAUCUGGCUCUACAACACCCUGUUCGUCCCCAAGCUGGUGCUGCUGCCGCACUACGACGAGGGCCACAUCCCCUGGGCCUUGGUUGUUUGUUAUUACAUAGCGUCGGCUCUGUGCGUCCUGGCCCUGGUCAGAGCUUCCACGGCAGAUCCUGGCCGUCUUCCUGUGGACCCACACAUACCUCACUCUGAAAGAGAACACUGGGAACUGUGCAAUAAGUGCAACCUCAUGAGACCCAAAAGGUCGCACCACUGCAGCCGCUGUGGCCACUGUGUGCGCAGGAUGGACCACCACUGCCCCUGGAUCAAUAACUGUGUGGGAGAAGACAACCACUGGCUCUUCCUGCAGCUGUGUUUCUACGCUCAGGUUCUCAGCUUGUUCACUCUGGUGCUGGACUUUUGCCAGUACUAUUAUUUCCAGCCGCUGACCAGACUAGACCAGGAGAAGUUUACGACACGCCAUGAGCUGGCUCUGCUGCGAGUCUCAGCUCUCAUGGGCGUGGUCAUGUUCGGUGGCAUGUCGGGCUUGUUUUACACGCAGAUGAGCGGCAUCCUCUCUGACAUGACCACCAUUGAGAAAAUGUCUCAAUUCUCCAGUGAAACAUAUGGAUCAAAAAGAUCGUGGCAGUGGGCUCUAGCCGAAGUUUGCGGCACUCGCUGGAAACUCCUGUGGCUCCUCCCGCUGCGCGGCAGACAGCCCCUCCAGGCCGGCCACCUCUACCGCAGCCACGUGUAGCUCUGUGGCGCCACAUUCCCUCCGCUGCCUGCACUUUUCGAGUAGAAGCUGCUACGGUUAUAAACACUCCACGUACUCCUAAAAAUAUCUAUCUUCUCACUUUCACCAUCCUCUGCUGUGCUGCGUUUGUCAGCGGGUACAUAACCUUUGCUUGGUUUUUCUAAAACAGGGUCACAAACACGUUUUGAAUAGAUGGAAAAUGUUUUAUUCACUGUGACUGCUGUUUUUAUCGUUUGGCAACCACCUUUAAGGGUUAUUUACAUGUUGGGGAUGGAAGCAAUGGGACAUCUCUCAGGUUACGUCAUAAAGAGCCUUCACUAGUACUCAACUACAGACAGAACAAGACAAGGUGUCAUUUUUUUUGUAUCAAGUUUGUGCCUUGCUUUGUUUUCAGUGCUUUUUAGUGGUUCUGAAGUACUGUUAUCCUCUAAUGAUUCAUGAAUGUUUUCUUUAAUUGUUUUAUUAUGGUUUUAUGUAUAAUGUGUGUUUUGUUUUUUGUUUUAAAGAAGAAGGGCCACUGACCAAAGUCAAUAGCUUCCAAUCUGGAGAUGCUAUAUGAUUGCAGAGACCAGUUAAGCAAGCUAACACAAAACACUGAUAAAUGGGGGUUUAAUAGUUAUUCCUACUGUAAAAUAUAAGUUUAAUGUUCACUAAUCAGAAGUUGAUGUUGACGUUUUGUUGUCUAAUUAUACUGUCAUAGAUACCUUGAGUCAGCUGUUUAUCCUGAGGGGUUUACGGUAUAGUCAUGAGGGAAAAAAACAAUCCAUCUGUCUUAUUCACUGGAAAAACACUUAGUCACUGGAAAAACACUGCAUCAUUUAUUAGCUUGUAGAAUCACUUUCAGCAACGAUAACUUUAUUAUUUUAAUCAGUUUAUUUACUGCUCUUUUAAGGACCCACCUCAGCAGGUCAGUCAGGCUGAGGCUCAUACUUUGACUGGACUGUUGCAACACACUAACUAAUUGGCGAACUGUCCUGGUAGUGACCUUAGUUCUGGAAACCUUCAGCUGUUGGACUUACAUUUGACUCUGGGAUACUUUGGUAUAUAGAGGAGCUUAGCAUCAAGUAAAUGACAGCACCAGGGUUCUGUUUCUACCAAAAAGCCUAAAUCUCUGACGGUCAAACACCAUGCUUGACAGUUGGUAUGAGGUGUUUGUGCUGAUGUCCUCUGUGUUUGGUUUUUCCUACAUGGCGCUGUGCAUAAUGGCCAAACAUCUCUUCUUUGGUCUCGUUUGUGCAAAUGUCUUUUUCCUAGAAGCGUUGUGGUAAAUUCAGGUGCAACUUUGAGGUUUUAUCCUGGCAGUUCAUCCAAACAAGCCAUAGUUAUUGAGUCGUUCUUUCAUUUUCCUGGCAUGAACAUUAACAUUUACAUACAACCUGAGGCUUCGAGAGUCUGAGAUGGAUCUCUUUGGUUGUUGUUCAUUACUCCGAGGGUCUGAAUCUGUGGUAAAUUUUCUGGGGUGUCCACAGCUUUACAUUAUUUGGAAGUGUCCCAAUAAUCAUUUAAUAGAAGUGGUCCCACUUGCUGAAGAUGAGUUAGAA